Melitaea cinxia (Glanville fritillary) is the source of this 3101-nucleotide messenger RNA. Its product is annotated as UDP-glycosyltransferase UGT5-like. The transcript has 15 exons. The coding region runs from base 1 to 3042 and encodes 1013 amino acids. NCBI's taxonomy places the organism in Eukaryota, Metazoa, Arthropoda, Insecta, Lepidoptera, Nymphalidae. Gene Ontology annotation, molecular function: UDP-glycosyltransferase activity. The record is from RefSeq and is a predicted model, not a curated record.
AUGACGCGUCGUACUCUUUUUAUACUAUUACUUACAAUCAAUAUUUUAGCGUUACCAUUGACUGAAGCUUAUAAGAUUUUGCUGGUGAGUCCUAUGCCGGCUCGGAGUCAUUCUAUUCUCGGCGAUGGACUCGUAAGACAUUUGUCUCAAGCUGGUCACGAGAUAACAUACAUUACAGCUGUACCCCAUGAAAAACCAAUGGCUGGAGUCAAAGAGAUCGACGUUAGUUCUAAUACUCGCCUAUUUAAUGUUUCAGAAAUAAGUUUAAAAUUAUUCUUAGACAAUGGCUCGCAAAUGGGUAUGAAUAGUAUAACAAUAUUGAUUAAUAUGAUGGCAACCCUUGCUGAAGAGACCUUAAAGCAUUCUUCAGUUCAAAAGCUUCUAGAAAAUCCAACUCAAGAGUUUGAUGUUAUUAUCGGUGAAUGGAUGAUGUAUGAUUUAUACGUUGGAUUGUCAGCAAUUUAUCGAUGUCCUUACAUUUGGUUUUCGUCUGUAGACCCGCAUUGGAAAGUACUAAGAUCUAUUCAUGAAAUGUCUAACCCAGUGUAUGUUCUAGAUUCAUUAUCUGCAAAUACACCACUUAGCUAUUAUCAAAGAUUGCAGGAGCUGGGAUCUCUAAUUAAACAAAUUGUUGCAGAUAAAUAUUUAGUAAAUCCAAGGGAAAAUGAAGAUUAUGAACGUAUAUUGGUGCCUAUUAUUCGCAAACGUGGCUAUCCUGUACCGAGCUUUGAAGAGUUGCGUUAUAACGUGUCUUUGGUUCUCGGAAAUUCACAUGAGUCUCUUGGCAGGACAAUGGCAUUGCCAGCUAACUACAUCAAUAUUGGUGGCUACCAUAUUGACACAAAUGUGAAGCCAUUACCUGAGGAAUUGAAGAAAAUUAUGGACAAUGCAAAGCAUGGUGUUAUUUACUUUAGCAUGGGUUCCAAUCUUAACAGUCAAACGAUGCCAGAUGAACUCAAGCAAAGCUUUUUAAAAAUGUUCGGAAGCCUGAAACAAACCGUCUUGUGGAAAUUCGAGGAUGAUUUGCCAAAUAAACCUAACAAUGUUCACAUUUUGAAAUGGGCACCCCAACCAAGCAUUUUAAAUCAUCCCAAUUGUAUUCUUUUCAUAACCCACGGUGGUCUACUUUCGACGACUGAAACUGUACAUUUUGGUAAACCAAUUAUUGGAAUUCCAGUCUUUGGAGAUCAAUUUAGCAAUAUAGAUAAAGCAGUAGCUAAGGGAUAUGCUAAAAGAGUAGAUCUGUCGUACACAAUGGCGGAUGAUAUUAAAAUUGCUAUUGAUGAUAUACUCGGAGAUCCCAAAUAUAAUGCAAAACUUAAAGAAUUAUCAAUAGUUUAUCACAACAGGGCGGUAGAGCCAGCCAAAAAUUUAGUACAUUGGGUAGAAUUCGUGGUGAAGACCGGUGGAGCAAGGCAUUUUCGAUCACCCGCAUUGGAUGUACCUCUAUUUAAAAUACUAUGCCUAGACCUUAUUUUUAUUAUUAUAGCAACAUUAUAUAUAAUUAAGAUCAGUGUUACCUUUGCUUUUAAGAAGAUAAUUCGAAAAAUGAAGCAAUUUAAUAAAAGUGAUAAAAAGAAACAAAAUUGUUCCUGUGUCUGGGGCUGGGCAGAGGGCGUCCACAGUGUAUCUUUAUCCCGAGCGGUCCUGAGCAUCUCGCUUGAUCUCACUCCAGGUCUUUCCGAUGGCCUCGGCUUCGUCAAUGAUGGUCCACCGCCAGGCGCUUUCAACGUCGACGUUAUAAUGGAUAAAAAAGUUCAUUUGCAAAACCAUAUUCUAUUCUUACCCAUGAUGGAAAACCUUUGGAAGAAUACAGCUCAAUUAGACAUUGUGCAAAAAUUUAUGAAUGAUCCAAACGAAAACUUUGACGUUGUUGUAGCCGAAUGGUUGUACGACGAAUUCGUAUCCGGAUUGUCUUCAGUUUUUAAUUGUCCUCUUGUCUGGAUAUCUUCGAUGGAUCCGCAUAGUUCAGUAGUAUCACUUAUACACGAAGACUUGAACCCAGCGUACACUUUCUUGCCUACGGCCGUAGACUACUCUUUUACAUUUUUAGACAGAGUGUAUCGGCUGAUGAGCAUGUCAAGAUUAUGGUAUUACAACUGGGUAAACGAGGAUAAAAGGAAUGAAGAUUUUAAGCAACUUUAUGGAUCAAUUGUUGCCAAAAAGGGCAGAGUACUACCUCACUACAACAACGUCAAGUACAAUGGGUCUCUUGUGCUCAGCAACUCCCAUAUACUUACAGGGGAUAAUGUUGCUUUGCCACAAAAUUUCAAACAUGUUGGUGGUUUUCACAUCAAAGACACCGCUGAACCCUUACCAGAGAAAUUGAAAGAAAUAUUUGAGAAUUCACCAAACGGUGUAAUAUACUUUAGUUUGGGUAGCAACCUUAAAAGCAGCGCACUACCUGAAUCCAUUAAAAGGGAACUCGUCAAUAUGUUCAGUGAGUUGAAAGAGACUGUAGUAUGGAAAUUUGAAGAAUCCAUGUCAGAUCUUCCAAAAAAUGUCCAUAUCAUUCAGUGGAUACCUCAACAAAGCGUUUUAGCUCACCCGAACUGUAAGCUCUUUAUCACCCACGGAGGCUUACUUUCGAAAUUAGAAGCAUUGCACUCGGGGAAGCCAAUCAUUGGAAUACCAUUUUUUGCUGACCAAUACAUUAACGUCGCCAGAGCAGUAGAAAAAGGUUUUGCCAAACGAGUGAAUUUUGGUAAUAGCAUAGCUAAUGAUUUAAGAGUUGCAAUUAAGGAAAUGAUGGAGAAUCCGAGCUAUCAACAACAUGCAAAAGAGCUGUCUAAUAUAUUCCAUGACCGUAUCCUGUCUCCCGGAAAAGAGAUGGUGUUCUGGACCGAACAUGUGAUAAAAUCCAACGGUGCUCCACACUUGCGCUCCUUAGCGCUGAACUUCAGCUGGUAUCAAAAACUGUACCUAGAUCUACUAUUAGUCAUAAUGCUAAAAUUGACAUUCUUAUACCUCAUAUCUAAAUACGUAUGUAGUAAAUUUUUUGUAAGAUCUCGCUCAAAAGGAAGACGCAACAAAGUUGAUUAAUUUUUUGUCUUAUUUUUUAUUACAAAUAGAUUACAAUAAAAUUAUACUAGUAUCUAAAA